AUGCGUGUUUUUGAGGACUCGGUCCAUUCCGCCCUUCGAAGACUUCAGGACUAUGGGAAACGAUUCGUCGGCACGGAACAGCAGGCACGUCAAGUACGCUCGUCACUGCAAGAGGUGCUUAUCAAUGAUGAGGAUAUGGCGAUGAUAAAUGCCGAUGUCAUCGCCGAGUGGGCAAGCUCCCUGCUUGGGGAGGACAACCACAUGGUGGAUACCAUUCAAUCCGUUUUCGAUAUCCGGAACAAUGAAAUCAUGACCUUGAAAAGAGCUCAACUGAAGACUUGGAUGCUCGGAUUUGCUGUCUCCACCUUUGUCACCGGCCUGUUCGGGAUAAAUGUGAUUAUUUCCUUCGAAGAGAGCUACCCGGCAUUUGCGCAGCUUGCAUCGGGGUGCACCGUGGAGACGAUCGGCGUUGCACGAGUCGGUAUGCGGAAACUGGCAAAAUUCCGCAGGUCUCAGCUCUAA
Penicillium argentinense is the source of this 462-nucleotide messenger RNA. RefSeq names its product Magnesium transporter MRS2/LPE10. The record is from RefSeq and is a predicted model, not a curated record. The transcript has 3 exons. The coding region runs from base 1 to 462 and encodes 153 amino acids. NCBI's taxonomy places the organism in Eukaryota, Fungi, Ascomycota, Eurotiomycetes, Eurotiales, Aspergillaceae.